AUGGAAACCGCCUAUUUGGGUUCAGCGUUUGUUCACCGAGCUCUUCAGAGAGCGAUUGAUCUGACGGAUGCUGCUUAUGCAAACACUAGAGAGAGGGUGAAGAAGUCAUUUUCUGAAGGAGCUCUGAGACCAAGUGACCUGCUGGCCCAGUUUAAACAGGUGGAAACCAGAACCAGGACUCACAUUCGCUCUGCUGAGCUGCUGGAAAACACAGUGGAGCUGAUCAGAGAGAUGGUCUACACCAGCACCAUGCUGCAGCCCAGUCCGUCUGAGCUUCUGAGUGAAGGGGACGUGGAGGACCUGCUGCAGGUGACGGGCUGCUCCACGGAGCUGCACUCGCCCACCUGUCAGACGGACUGUCUGUCUGAGCGCUACAGGUCCAUCACAGGCGAAUGCAACAACAGGGAGCAUCCAAAAUGGGGCGCUGCAAACAUCCCGUAUUCCCGCUGGCUGCCUCCAGAAUAUGAAGAUGUGUGGGGGACACCCAGAGGCUGGGAGCCCAAACACACCUACCACAAUGUCAGCCUGCCUCCUGUACGGCUGGUGUCACAGGAAGUUCUGUUUACCCACAAUGAUAAAAUCUCAGCGGACUCCUCUUUGUCCCACCUGCUGGUGGACUGGGGUCAGUGGAUGGAUCACGACAUGGUGCUGACCCCUCAGAGCCCCAGUACAGCCACCUUUAAGACGGGUGACGACUGCACCCGCAGCUGCAGCCGGGACUCACCCUGCUUCCCUAUUCAGAUCCCCUCUUCUGAUCCUCGCAGCGGCAUCCAGAGCUGUAUGCCUUUCUUCCGCUCCGCUCCCAGCUGUAACAGCAGAGUCCUGCCUCGUUCCCACCGAGAGCAGCUCAACGCCAUCACCUCCUUUGUAGAUGCCAGCAUGGUGUACGGUAGCUCCCCCAGUUUGGCUUCAGCUCUCAGGAACCACUCGUCUCCUGUGGGCUCCAUGAACCUCAACUCCCAGUUCUGGGAUGAGGAGCUGCCCUACAUGCCAUUCCUGCCCCGCGUGCAGGCUCACCUGGACCCCUGCGGCCCCCGUAACUCCACCACUUUGGGGCCAUCUAGUAGAUCUCCGCUCCUAGAGAACACCACUUCAUGCUUUCACGCAGGGGAUUCAAGAGUUAAUGAGCAUCUGGGACUGAUUGUGCUGCACACACUUUUUCUGAGGGAGCACAACAGGCUGGUGAAAGAGCUGCACCAGCUCAACCCCCACUGGAGUCCAGAGACCCUCUAUCAGGAAGCGAGGAAGAUCAUAGGAGCCAUUCACCAGAUCCUAACCUGGGAGCGCUACUUGCCACGUGUGCUGGGUGAGGGCGCCAUGACCCGGCUGAUGCCGCCCUACCAGCAGUAUGAUCCAGACAUGGACCCAAGUAUCGCCAACACCUUCGCUACUGCCGCCUUUCGUUUUGCACACGUCACCAUACAGCCCAUGGUGACCCGGCUGGGUCCAGAGUACACCCUUAACCCCAAAUAUCCUCCUCUUCCUCUUCAUCACUCACUGUUUGCCUCCUGGAGGGUCGUGGAGGAAGGGGGUAUUGACCCUGUGCUGCGAGGCAUGCUGCUCUCUCCCGCCAAGCUGCAAACUGCAGGUCAGAUGAUGGUGGAGGAGCUCACAGAGAAGCUGUUUCAGGCACACGGAGGGAUGCCUCUGGACCUGGGAGCGCUGAACCUGCAGAGGGGCCGGGACCACGGCCUGCCUGGUUACAGCUCAUGGCGACGGUUCUGUAAUCUCUCUGCUCCCAACUCUACCUCAGAACUGGCAGAAAUUUUAGGGAACUCCACCUUAGCUCAUAAAUUUAAGCUUUUAUACGGGACCCCGCACAACAUGGAUGUGUGGGUGGGGGCCAUAUCUGAGCCCCCUCUGCCCGGCGGACGAGUGGGACCGCUCCUGUCCUGCCUGCUGGCCAAACAGUUCAGAGCACUGAGAGACGGAGACAGGUUCUGGUGGGAGAAGAACGGCGUCUUCACCAGAACCCAGAGGAGACACCUGCACAACGUCUCCCUGUCCCGCAUCAUUUGUGACAACAGCCACAUCACCCAUGUCCCUGCGGACCCGUUUUCACGGACGGAGAGCUCAGAUGACAUGCUGACCUGUUCCCAUCCACUCAUCCCCCAUCUGGACCUCAGCCCCUGGAAAGAGCCACAAACCGAUCCCAUCUGUGGUCCGAUACCCAGGAUCCACUCAGGCUACUCGCUGCUGUGCAACUCGACAGUCCUUUAUGAGUGUCAGGCUGGAUUCAAGCUGCUGGGCUCUCCACACAUUAGAUGUGAUUCAGAGAGCCAGAGGUGGAGCUCGCCGCCUCCAACAUGUGAAGGUGGAGGAAACAUGUCUGAAUCCCUCAUCCUUUGCAAACUGCUAAAAUGUAUAAAAUGA
Cyprinodon variegatus (sheepshead minnow) is the source of this 2373-nucleotide messenger RNA. It is a transcript of the gene epx, whose product is annotated as eosinophil peroxidase-like. Gene Ontology annotation, biological process: response to oxidative stress. NCBI's taxonomy places the organism in Eukaryota, Metazoa, Chordata, Actinopteri, Cyprinodontiformes, Cyprinodontidae. Gene Ontology annotation, molecular function: heme binding; peroxidase activity. The coding region runs from base 1 to 2373 and encodes 790 amino acids. The record is from RefSeq and is a predicted model, not a curated record. The transcript is spliced from 13 exons.